Molecule: messenger RNA, 1020 nt
Organism: Lecanosticta acicola
Lineage: Eukaryota; Fungi; Ascomycota; Dothideomycetes; Mycosphaerellales; Mycosphaerellaceae
Source: the annotation of a GenBank genome assembly
AUGGCGCAGGCUCAGAGAUACGACUUCGAAGACCAGUUCCGGCUCACCCCACUGAAGGAUAAUCCAGAUGUCUUCACGAAUACGUAUCCGCUCUGGAGUUGGCCCAAUCUCACCAGAGUGGCUGGAUCCAUAACACUAGUGCAAGCAGCACGAGCAGGCUAUUGCACGGUUCCUGACGACUAUGCGAUGCACGGUCUCCAGGCACACUUUCUCAAGCCAGGCUUGCUGGAGACUCCAAUGCAGUACGAAGUGGAAAGAAUCAUGACGUCUCAGAAGUUCGCUUGUCGUACCGUCCGGGUGCGGCAAGAAGGGGUCAUCAGGGCUUAUCUUGUCUUGAACUUCCAGAACAAGGCAAUCGAUGAGAAGAGACCUGCGCCUUUCGAUUAUAUGCCAUCUGUCGACAAGGAGACCCUGCGGGACGUAGCGAAGCCCAUCGACCCGCGACUUGAGGAUUUCAAUCAUAGCAGUAGCGCAGCAGGGCCUCGAAUGCCUCCCGACUGGCCUUCCGCUCCCCGUGGUGCUCAGUAUCCAGCUAUUCGGACGCAGAGACUCAGUGUCUCCGAUGAAGCCGAGAUUUCGGAACGAAUCUAUCGCUGCAAACUGGGCAUCGCAUCCCCCCUCUCCGGCCCGAUGGCACAGAUUCUAGCAAUCGUCUUUCUGUCCGACCUCUAUACCGGGGACGGUCCCCUCACCAUUCAGCAUUUCGAUUUCGGGGCCUUUUCGAUCGGAGACCUGACCAAGACUCCCACCAAGCCUUGUACGACGCAGUGGGCUACUCUGAACCAUUCGCUUCAUUUCCGGAAACUGGAUGGAUGGGAUGCUUGUGAGGAUGUGUUGUUUGAGGUGAAGUUGCGCUGGGCGAAGGGGAGGAGGGCUGUUACGCAGUUGACGAUCAGAGAUAAGAAGGGAGAGGUGAUUGCUACUGCGGAGCAAGAGGCGAGUCUCCCGUCCCGGAGGCCAAAUGAUGCGACUGUUCUAACGUCUUUUGCAGGGUUACUAUGUCUUCAUGCCGGGCGCUAG